CGAAUCAAUCAUUCAAGUUCCACUCACAAUGUCUCCCACCAACGCCGCCGCAUGGAUCAAGUCGGAAAAGGCCUUCCCUCUCGAGGUCGACUCCGCACCAUACACCCAACCUGGUGAAAAUGAAAUCGUCAUCAAAAACCACGCCAUCGGACUCAACCUCAUCGACUAUGCCCGUCAAAGCUUGGGAGCUGCUCUGAUCCCCUGGACCACCUACCCAACUAUCAUGGGCAGCGACGUUGCCGGGGAAGUGGUAGACAUCGGAGCCGGUUCCCGCGCCUCGCAAUUCAAGCUCGGAGACCGAGUCGUUGGCCUCACCGGGGGGCUGAAGAUCAGCCGUUCUGCAGAGGGAGCCUUCCAGAACUACGUCGUGCUCAAGGCGCAUAUGACGGCACCCAUUCCAGCCAGCCUCUCCUACGAGGAGGCCGCCGGCAUUCCUCUCGGCAUCUCAACGGCUGCGUGUGGUCUCUUCCAGAAGGACUAUCUCGCACUGCAGCACCCCACCACUCCCAGAGCUGCGUCAACUGGCCAGACUCUCCUCAUCUGGAGCGGCUCAUCAUGUGUAGGCAGCAACGCCAUCCAACUUGCCGUGGCGGCAGGCUAUGAAGUGUUCACAACCGCGUCGCCCCGGAAUUUCGACUUCGUCAAGUCCCUCGGUGCCAGCCAGGCCUUUGACUACAAGAGCGAGACCGUCAUCGACGACAUAGUCGCCGCGUUCAAGGGAAAGCCGAGUGCCGGGACUUUGGCAAUUGGACGCGAUUCGGUGGAGAAGUGCGGGGAGAUCGUGUCCCGGAUUGAGGGGAAGAAGUUCGUCGCGCUGGUCAAUCCGCCCUCGGGGCCGUUGCCGAACGGCGUCGGCUCCAAGUUUGUCUUCGGGAGUGACCUUGCGGAGAACGAGGUCGGUCCGGCGAUUUUUGUGGACUUUCUUCCGAAGGCGUUGGCGGAGGGGACGUUUGUCAGCGCGCCCCAGGUUGAGGUUGUGGGGAAGGGGCUCGAGGCGUUGCAGGAUGGACUGGAGGUGUUGAAGAAGGGUGUGUCGGCGAAGAAGUUGGUGGUUUCGCUGUAAUUUGCCAUGCUGUGAUGUUAUUUUGUUGGUCUUAGCGAGUUGCAUGUAACCGAGUUU
Messenger RNA from Aspergillus heteromorphus CBS 117.55, 1120 nucleotides. Its product is annotated as zinc-binding alcohol dehydrogenase family protein. The record is from RefSeq and is a predicted model, not a curated record. Bases 29 to 1063 code for a protein of 344 amino acids. Lineage: Eukaryota; Fungi; Ascomycota; Eurotiomycetes; Eurotiales; Aspergillaceae. Gene Ontology annotation, molecular function: oxidoreductase activity, acting on NAD(P)H. The transcript has a single exon.